UUAAUCAUCUAAAUAUAAGCUAUUACUCAAUGAAAACACUAACUGCGACUGCAUUGAUGGUUUAGUAUUGUAAAUGGGAAAAUAUUCGGAUUAAUUAAUGUGUAAACAAAAAAAAAUGUCGUGAUAUUUAGCCGAUCUGCUGCACUUGACAGUCUGUGAAAACAGACUGAUGCUUUGGUAAUUACCAGCCACUGUGUGGCAGAAAUCCCAGUAAAACUUUUAUCCUCGGGAUAAAACAGAAAUUCAACACCGGCAGUUCCGGGGGGUUCUUCCCAGCGGGUAUAGUGGAGCGGGACACCGGCGCGAAGGGAGCGGGGAGCGGAGCGGUGUCGGUGAACCUGCCGGGGCUAGUGGAGGACAGCAUGGCUGCGGGAAAGGGAGCAAGGAAGCCCGUCUCGCUGUGGGACAAUUUGCGGAUACGCUUCAUCGUUUGCUUCUUCGGAGUCUUCGUGUGUUAUUUUUAUUACGGAAUACUGCAGGAGACAAUCACUCGAGGUAAUUAUGGCGGGGAGAGGUUUACUUUUGCACGGACACUGGUCUUUAUCCAGUGCAUCAUCAACAGUGCUUUUGCAAAGAUCUUGAUCCAGUGUUUUGAAAGCUCCAAAGUGGAUCACACCAAGAGCUGGCUCUAUGGCCUGUGUUCCCUCUCCUAUCUGGGAGCAAUGGUUUCCAGUAACUCCGCCCUCCAAUAUGUCAACUAUCCCACACAGGUGUUGGGGAAAUCCUGCAAACCCAUACCAGUUAUGAUCCUCGGCGUAACGAUACUGAGGAAGAAAUAUCCUCUGGCGAAGUAUCUGUGUGUGCUGCUGAUCGUCGGUGGCGUUGCUUUGUUUCUUUACAAACCCAACAAAGCCGCCGCCGCCGCGGCAGACGACCACAUCUUCGGCUUCGGGGAGAUCCUGCUGCUGGUGUCUCUGACGUUGGAUGGACUCACCGGCGUCGCCCAGGAUCACAUGAGGGCCCGCUUCCAGACCGGCGCCAACCACAUGAUGCUGAACAUCAACAUGUGGUCCACGCUCGUUCUGGGUCUGGCCGUUUUGUGGACCGGAGAAGUUUGGCGCUUCCUGAGUUUUGCAGAACAAUAUCCCAGCAUUUUCUACAACAUUCUUCUGUUUGGACUGACGAGCGCUUUGGGCCAGACUUUUAUCUUCAUGACGGUUGUUUACUUCGGGCCGCUGACCUGCUCCAUCGUCACCACAACCAGGAAGUUCUUCACCAUCCUCGGUUCCGUUAUUUUGUUUGGAAACGUCAUGACUGACAUGCAGUGGAUCGGCACCAUCCUGGUAUUCCUUGGUCUUGGAUUGGAUGCUAAAUUUGGAAAAUCCCCCAAGAAACACUGAAGAACCAGAAGAGCAGCGAAGAAAAUGGAAACGGACUGUAACCAGAAGAUAACUUGUACAGAACUCAUUACAUGUGCCUAUGUUUUAACUAUAGGAUUACAGUUUGCAGCUCUUCAUAAACUGAAGAUGCAUAUCUUAUGAUGUAUGAAGCCCAGACUGAAUUAUGAGCUACAAUUUUAAAUUAAAAACCAAAACCAGCUACUAAACAUAUGCUGAACUAAACUACACCUCUAGCAUUCAAUUUUCUUUUAUUUUUUACAGAUGGAGGCUUGAAUAUGUGUGUAGUUCUUUGAAAAGUAUUAAGAAAAAAAAAUGUAACGGUUGUCUGUAGCUUGAUGUUGUCCAAUGUUACUAUUCAAGUGGUUUUAUUUUAUACAAUAUGAAAUAACUUGCCAUAAAAAGGGAAUUAAAUUGCAUUGAUCUUGUCUUU
Molecule: messenger RNA, 1770 nt
Organism: Xiphophorus hellerii (green swordtail)
Lineage: Eukaryota; Metazoa; Chordata; Actinopteri; Cyprinodontiformes; Poeciliidae
Gene: slc35b1
Product: solute carrier family 35 member B1
Exons: 9
Coding region: 363-1340 (325 amino acids)
Biological process (GO): UDP-galactose transmembrane transport
Cellular component (GO): endoplasmic reticulum membrane; Golgi membrane
Molecular function (GO): UDP-galactose transmembrane transporter activity; UDP-glucose transmembrane transporter activity
Source: RefSeq, a predicted model, not a curated record